Peronospora farinosa is the source of this 2850-nucleotide messenger RNA. NCBI's taxonomy places the organism in Eukaryota, Oomycota, Peronosporomycetes, Peronosporales, Peronosporaceae. The record is from the annotation of a GenBank genome assembly.
AUGGGCGCUGAACUCAGUCGUCCCGCUGGUUCCGAUAUUACAAACCUUAAAGAAGACGCAGCUCGUCGACGUGUGGGCAGUGGCAGCUCUUUGGAUACAAAUUGUCAACCACCGAAUUCCUUUGCCAUGUCAGCUAGUACGACAUCAUUAUCUUCGAUGGCAAAGACAAAUCCAUGCACUCAAACCAGUCGUAGCAGUAGUGCUAAUGCCAAGUCGAAAUUACUUGAAAGUGGUCUCUUUUCAAGCAUGAGACGAUCUAGAAAUGACAGUAAAAGUCACACACCACCAUCUAGUAGUUUGGGUGAUCAAGCUGUUGAAAGUCUCGACUUGCCAAUGGUUGAAUGGGAAGGAUAUGUGACGAAAAGAGGACACUUGGUACGCAAUUGGAAAAUGCGUUUCUUUACACUUGAAGGCAAUUUGGUUUCCUACUAUGAGAAUAAAGUGGAUGCUCGUAAUCGGAGUCAUCUUAAAGGUCGUGUGAAUGUGGCAUCUGUUAAGAUGGAUAAAGUGGCCAAGAAUGGGCAUGGGUUUGAUUUUUCCUUUGAGACAAUUGAAGGAAAAGUUUUUCAUUGUAGUGUACCUACUCACUUUGAUCAGUUAGCUUGGGUUUAUUUCCUAGAAGCUGGAGUGGAUACGGUGAGCAUGAGACAGAAUAACAAACGGGUGUACAAUACGUACCGGCAUGGUGCGUUGCCGGAUAUGCGGACGGACAAGGGCUAUGAAGCUUAUCGACGAAUGCUCGGUGGUGAUGCAGCCGUAGUGACGGAGCUAUUGGCUUACUUUAACAAGGACCUUGUCUUUUCGUCGUCGUAUCCAACGAACACGCCCUUCAGUGGUGAUUAUUUUGGCCGUGAAGGGCUCCUGCACUUUUUUGGGGCAUUUCAGAGCAAUGUGGAUCUCGUUGAGAUUGCAGUAAACGACUGUGAAUUAAAUGCGAAUGGAAAGAGCUUGACGGUGAGAGGCACCGAGACACUCAAGAGCAAACACUCAGGAGCAAGCAUCACACAGUCGUGGUCGCACCGUGUGCGCUUUGGACCGAACGGACGCAUUUUGCGUUUCCGAGUUGAUGUGGAUUUAAAGAGCGUGACAGGGAACUGGAAGUCGUUUGGGGUCAAGAACCCGUACUCAGAAAUGUCCGAUGCGUCGAUCCGAUCCAACAGAUCAUUGAGUAUAUCUAUGAAGGACUUUACAGUGUACAAUGUAAUUGGUAAAGGUGGUUUUGGUACGGUCGUGAACGCAGUGAAGAAAAGUGACGGACAGAUUUACGCACUAAAGAUUUUAGAGAAGGAAAAGAUGACCAAGUACGAUGUGGAGAGCUCGUUUACGGAAAUGCGAGUAGCCCAAAAUAUUCACCACCCGUUUAUUGCUGGUCUGCGCAUCGCAUUUCAGAGUCGAACGAAGCUGUUUCUUGGCAUGAACUACUAUGGUGGCGGUGAUCUUUUCCAUCACAUGAGCAAGGGCCCGACUUGCCGGAUAUCAUCAGACCGUGCGCAUUUUUACACGGCUGAAUUGGUGCUUGGUAUUCACCACCUGCACAAACACGACAUUCUGUACCGUGACAUUAAGCCUGAAAACGUGAUGAUUGAUGCGGACGGUCACGUUGCACUUGUAGACUUUGGCCUUGCCAAACUGCAUGUGUCGGAGUACAAGGGUGCAAAGACUAUGGCUGGAUCACCUCAGUACACAGCGCCGGAGUUGCUCCUGCCCAAGGCAAAGCGAUCGUACGGUAAAGCAGCAGAUUGGUGGAGCCUUGGUAUCUUGCUUUACGAGAUGAGCGUGGGGAAAUCUCCAUUCUACGACAACAACAUUGAAAAGAUGUACCACAAAAUUCAGAAUGACCCUUUGGUCUUCCCUUCCAAACCAAUGCUUACGGAUGAGCUCAAGUCGAUUCUUCGAAGCUUCCUCCAGAAGGACCCUACGAAGCGUCUUGGAACUAAAAUCAGCGACAUUUUAGAGCAUCCGUACUUUCGCGGUAUCGAUUGGGAUUUGCUGCUGAAGAAGCAAAUCACCCCUCCGUGGAAACCCAAGCUUACGUCACUUCUCGACGUGGAAUACGUCGAUGCGGAGUUUACAGAUUUGAAUGUGCACAACGAAGUCACUUCACCGACAGAUAAGACGGCAGCCAAGUCGAAGGGUUUCUUGUCGCUCGUGUCGAGCCGCAGCAAUCGUGAAAAGGUAGCUCCUCCGGUUCAGGAUCCCACGUUUAAGGACUUUACCUACUUUUGCGAAGACCCGGAUGCUCUCGUGGAGGUCACAAACCUGGUGUCUGAAUUGCGGCCGCCCCCGCCGCCCCCGUGUCUUCUUGUUCACGAAGAGGACUCGGACGAGUGUGAUCGAUUAGAGGGCCAGGAUCGCUCUAUUAUUUCUGAGUGUGGGGGCACGCCGCUAUCAUCAUUUGUUGAGAAUGGACAAUUAAACCCGAUGCCAAUUUCACCGAACCAAUUCCACGAAGACUUGAAGAAGUUGGAGGCAUCCAUGACCGAACAAUUUGAGCGUGUGGAGGUAACGAUCUCCCGUGGGCGGCCGCCAAUAAAACGAUCAAGUUCGCAUUCAAGUAGCGAGGAAGUGGAGCACGAUCACGUUCACGUGGAAAAGCUGGUGAUCUCGCACGGACCGUCGAACUCGAUGGAUACCACAGGCAUUGCACCAGCUCACUCGACUCAAUCAAGCCAACACUCUCGCGGCUUAUCUUCUGCUAGCCCCAACGCCGACUCUCACGUAUUCUCUGGAGCAAAUAAUGCUGCUAGCCAUGGCAUGAACUCGCGGGACCACUUGGCCGCAAGCCAGGCUCAAUCUGCUGUGAUCCCCACACCUGUUGACACGCGGUCCAUAGUGGAGGCGGAAUUUUAG